AUGCCGGUUGCCAUGUUAUACUGGUUGCUAUGUGAUACUGGUUGCUAUGUUACAGGUUACCAUGUGGCUGUGUUGGUUGUACUGGUGGUUGGCACUGUCCCCGCCCCCUCCCUCCCAGUCAGGUCAGGUCAGGUGACCGGAAGUUCCCCGUCAGUUGCUGUCAUGGCGGCCGUGGAGGCAGGCUCGCUGUUCCAGGCUCGCAGCGCGGAGGAGAUCCGGGUGUUGGAGCGCGCGGUGCGGGCGGACAUCGAGCAGAAGAAGGAGGAGCUGCGGCAGAUGGUGGGGGAGCGAUAUCGCGACCUGAUCGAGGCGGCCGACACUAUCGGCGACAUGAGGCGGAGCGCGGGCCGAGUGCUGGAGGCCGUCAGGAACAUGGAGCGAUCCUGCGGGGCCCUGGGAGCCGGGGGCCACGGGGAGAGAGGGGGGGACCAGAGCCCGGCCGCCAUGCCCCAGGAGAAGUUUUACAGCAUGGCCGCUCAGAUCAAACUCUUGCUGGAGAUCCCAGAGAAGAUGUGGAGUGCGAUGGAAGCCUCUCAGUACCUGCAUGCGACUCAGCUUUACCUGCUGUGCUGUCACUUGCAUUCACUCCUGCAGCUGGACUCGUCCACGUCUCGCUAUAGCCCGAUCCUCGCUAGAUUCCCCAUUCUGGUGCGCCAGGUAGCAGCCGCGGGGACUUUCCGGUCCACCAUCUUACAGGAGAGCAAGUCCCUCCUGAGAUGUCCAUCCGCCUCUGACCAAGCUGUUGCAGAGGCACUUUGCUCCAUCAUGCUCCUGGAGGGAAGUUCUCCUCGACAAGCUCUUGCAGACUUUCUAUUGGCCAGAAAAACUGGGAUCCAGCAGCUCUUAAAUCAACCUCAUCAUGGUUUGGGUAUAAAAGCCCAGGUUUGUUCAUUGGUGGAAUUAAUGGCCAACACCCUGUACCAAGCACAUGCCCUCUUCUACACACAACCAGAGGAGGUCCUGCCUAGCGAUGACCUUCCCUGUGGACUCCUGUUUUCCAUGUUAGAGAGUGUUACAGCCCAACAAGCAGGAGGGAAGGGUCUCAAGGUUUUGAAGGAAGAAAUGAAGUCUGUUGGCUGGUUCAAGCACCUCCCUCCUUCCAUCGUAGCUUUUCAGCCUGCGCUUCGGACAUUGGCUCAUCCUAUAAACCAGGACCACCUCCGGGAGACACUGCAACAGUGGAUCAGCAUGUGCAACGAUGACAUCAAAUCUGGCAUCUCUGCCCUGCUAGUGUAUGUCAAGAGUCUGAAGGGCUUAGCUGCAAUCCGAGAUGCGGUUUGGGAGCUCCUGACCAGUGAGUCGAUGAGCCAGAACUGGAAUAAGAUCUGCAAGAGGCUGCUGGAGCGACCUGUUCGGUUUUGGGAAGAUCUUUUGCAGCAAAUGUUUUUAGACCGACUGCAGACAUUGACCAGAGAAGGGUUUGAAUCCAUUUCCAGUUCGUCUGUGCAGCUGCUCCUCGCUUCACUGCAGGAACUGGAAGGGAAUCCAGAAACAUAUAAACACAUCCAGCACGAGAACAACAUCUGUUCCUUCCUUUGGUGUGAAAACCCGAGUGACCUGGCACCAGACGCAGCUUGGGUGAAUGUGGGCAGCCGGGUCCCGCACCACAGCAGCGGUUUAUACCUGAAAGCCCAAGCGGUCACUCCAUGCAUUCAGAGCUUCUGCGCAGCAUUGGAUUCCAAGCUAAGGGAGAAACUGGAAGAUCUCUUCACUUAUCUGCCCCGAGAAUCUCCUCCAGCCGCUGCCAAGCUCUCCGCUUUCGAUCGGUAUGGCGAUGCCAGCACAGUACGAGAAAUGCUAAGCUAUCAUUGCCUGAGUUGCAUGCAGCACAUCCAGGACUCGAUCAGCGAUCAGCUGCAGGCCGCUUCCCACACCAGACUGGGUGAAGACAAGGUGGCGCUCUUUAGCCCCAAGCUUUGUGCUGUCCUCUUCUUGGCCAGACUCUGUCAGUCACUAAGUGAACUGUGCCCUCACCUGAAACAAUGCAUUGUGGGUAAACCUGGCAGUCAGGAACACACUGUGCGGGAUUCCCGGACUACCAAGAAGACUGGUAAAGGGAAAAAUGUCAACACUCCUCCCACGUCUUGCAAGUGGCAGGAGCUCAAAGACAAACUGAUUAAGCAGUCCCUGGAUGCCUAUUCUAUCUGGAAUUUUGCCGUGGUAAAGUAUUUGGUCAAUUUGUUCUCACAAACCCUUCUUCAAAACACUGCUGGAUCGGUCCUUGCCACUGCCACUCAUUGGGAUGAGAUUGAAAUUCAAGAGGAGACGGAAGCAGGAAGCAGCGUGACUUCUAAAAUCCGUCUCCCUAGCCAAUGCUCCUGUUAUGUCCAGACCCUCCUAUUCAAUCUGUGCCAAGCUGUGAACCGCGUCGGAGGGCAUGCGCUUCCCAAAGUCACCCUACAAGAGUUAAUGAGGCGCUGUCUGGAAGAAGUGAUCGCUGCCUACGAGAAACUGUGCCAGCGGUCUGUGGGCAAGAUGAAAAGUCAGAAAGAAGGAAAUCCCCUGACACAGAGCCGAGCCCUCCAGCUUCUGUUUGACAUGCGGUAUAUAAGUCUCAUUCUCAGCUCCCGCUGCGAAGAUGUGAAAAAGAGCAAAGAAGGCCCCAGAAUUCAGCAAGUUGCUGAUCAGCUUGAAAGUUGCAUAGAUCCCUUUGACCUCGAUGUGUUUACUCCACACUUGAAUGCAAACCUGAAUCGCCUGGCACACAGAACGUCUGUCUUGUUUGGGUUACUGACCGGAGCUGAAAGCCAGUUUACCAGCAGGAGUUCUACUUUGGGAUUGCAAGAAACACACAAUGUAUUGCCACUGGCAUCCAGUCAGAUACGAUUUGGACUCCUCCCUCUCAGUAUGUCUAGUUCACGGAAAUCAAAACCAUUGAGCAGAACUACGGAAGAUGUGAAAAUUCAGGACGUUGCAAUAAUCCCACCACCUGAGGAAGAUCCCUUCCGCCCCGGCUCCUUGUUCAGACAGCUGGCCACGCAGGAAGAGGACACGCAGGCUCCAUCUCUCUUUAAACUGGGUUGGCUUUCCAGUAUGACCAAGUGACCACCCCGACCCCUCUGAACGACACUAUACGCAGUGUAUACGCUAAUUUGGAAAUUAAAUAAUUUUAUUGUACAGUAA
This is a messenger RNA of Pelobates fuscus (common spadefoot toad), 3123 nucleotides long. RefSeq names its product component of oligomeric golgi complex 1 (gene COG1). Bases 1 to 3045 code for a protein of 1014 amino acids. The record is from RefSeq and is a predicted model, not a curated record. The transcript is spliced from 15 exons. Gene Ontology annotation, cellular component: Golgi apparatus; COG complex. Gene Ontology annotation, biological process: intra-Golgi vesicle-mediated transport. NCBI's taxonomy places the organism in Eukaryota, Metazoa, Chordata, Amphibia, Anura, Pelobatidae.